AUGCCGACACCGGUCGAACUGGCACUGUCCAGCCUGUUACCCACCAUAGCCUACCUCCCGCCCGACCUCAUCGCCCUCGCCAGCUCCUUGCUAUCACAAUCACGCGCUAAAGCCGCGUCCCUCAAGCCAGAGGAAGAGAUCGGCAGAACAUACGCGUGUGCGCACAUUGCAUGCAACAGAUCAGCGAAGCGUCUGGACCUCGAAGUUGGGAAGCCUGCACCACCUGUCAAGCCUCGUGUAUACGACAAGCUAUACAAAUAUCUGGACAGUGCCUUGACGACUACACGCCAGCAGAAUGCGCCUCGUACACCGCAGACGAAUAGAGUGAAAGAUGUGCCGACCAGUGGUGGGAAGAGUACCGGGAAGAGCAGCUAUGUCACGGCGAAGGAUACGCUUACGAAGACACCAUUGAACGACGCGAUUAGAAUGCCUAGAGUAGGCUCGAAGCGGAAACACGAUGAAGCCGAACGAGACGACGAUGUACCGGAUCUCGCUAUGCCACUGGUCCGCGCAAUCUGCAAGGUAGGGGGCAUAUCAAGUGCAGUGCCUCAUAUCAUGGUUGGAGCGGCGGCUGCAGUACGUGAGAUAGCCUCUCGCGCUAACAAGAGCAAGAGCGAUCCUCCGAGCAAGAGACGGCGGAAAACACCGCAGUCUGCGAAGUCCACGACAAGUCAGAAAGCAGAGGAAACAAAGGCGGCGAGUGGUGUAGCGCCUUCCAGGUGGCCGGCGUUGCUGGUUGCAUUGUAUUGCUUUACUGCGGCCAAGAUGAGGGCCCUCAGUCCAGAAGAUGCAGAGCAUGAAGCGUUACGGAGAACAGCUAUUGAUGCUGCGAAGACGUGCUGCAAGGACAAGGGCGACACGAUUCCAGACGAAGUCACGACUGGCCUCAAUAAGCUGGACUCGAAUGUUCGCUUCUAUGCACUCGAAGCUGAGGAUUGCGGAUGGCUGGAGAUGGACUGGUAUCACAAUGUCCCCGAAGGUCAAGCAGGCGAUCAGGACGAAUUUGAAGUGCCGGAGAGCGACGCCGACGAGAAUGACGAAGACGACGCGAUCACGCCCAGGAAGAAACCGUACAAGACUCCUCUGAGACGGAAAGAAAAGCAUGGUGGGAAACUUGCUGUUGAUGACGAGGAUGAGGUGGGACCUUCUGGAUUACUGCCUGGGCUGGCGACUAUGUUUCAGUCUUCGAUCGACUGGCUUAGCGACGAGAGAAGAGCGGACUUUGCGCUGUGGAAGAGAGGCAUUGUGAAGGAAAUUACUGCUAUCGAGGCUAAAGGCUGA
Messenger RNA from Fulvia fulva, 1281 nucleotides. RefSeq lists its product as uncharacterized. Gene Ontology annotation, molecular function: DNA binding. Gene Ontology annotation, biological process: DNA replication. Bases 1 to 1281 code for a protein of 426 amino acids. The transcript has a single exon. NCBI's taxonomy places the organism in Eukaryota, Fungi, Ascomycota, Dothideomycetes, Mycosphaerellales, Mycosphaerellaceae. Gene Ontology annotation, cellular component: nuclear origin of replication recognition complex. The record is from RefSeq and is a predicted model, not a curated record.